AUGUCAUCAACGAGCGAAAAUGACUAUGCUCAAGAUCGAUCAGAGUAUGAAUCAGAAGAUGUUGUUGCUUCACCUUCCACAAUUACUAGCAAACAACAAAAAUCAUCUCUAAACAAAAAGGAUCAACAACAAGAUCAAACGAUAUCGCCUAUGGUGGCUAAAAGAAUGUUAGAGGCUGUUUUGAACGGUGAUUUAGAUGUUGUACAUAUUCAACCUUAUUUUUCAUCAUUGGUAAGUCUGAUUCAAUCGGGUGAAGUCGAACUGGAACGUGAUCAAGCCGAACAAUUGCUAAAUAAAGUAUUAAUUACAUCUAAUUCGGCGAAAAAAACAAAUGAACCGGCAACAACAACCACAUCAACAAAAUCCUCAAUAAAUGAAAAGAAGAAGAGAAUGACAACAUCCACAUCAUCUUCAUUGAAAACAACAGCACACACAAGUUCAAAUGUAUCCACAACAACAUCUACACCAAUUCCUAUGGCUUUAUCGCCAGUCAAACAUUCCACUUCUCUAUCAAGUGACAAAACGAGAAAACGUACAAGUGGUGAACAUUCAACUUCGUCUCAUAGAAAAAAAGUAUCUCCAUUAUCUCACAGUAUUGCUUCAACACAUGCAACAAAACAUAUCUCUUCGUCAUCCUCUCGUCAUCCAAACAACGUAUCAUAUGUAGCGAAAGAUUUAUCAUCAAGAAAGAAAGAUAUUCAACAUUUCCACAGUGGACACUUAUCACGGUCAUCCUCUUCAUCAUCAUUAUCGGCCGCACGACCAAAAUCUUAUCAUCAUCAUUAUCACCAUCAAAAAGAUUAUCUAUUAUCACCAUCAAAUAGUGCAAAUAAAAAACUGAAACGGUCAUUCGUUUAA
Molecule: messenger RNA, 858 nt
Organism: Didymodactylos carnosus
Lineage: Eukaryota; Metazoa; Rotifera; Eurotatoria; Philodinida; Philodinidae
Source: the annotation of a GenBank genome assembly